This is a messenger RNA of Cydia fagiglandana, 6553 nucleotides long. It is a transcript of the gene ytr, whose product is annotated as U4/U6.U5 small nuclear ribonucleoprotein 27 kDa protein. Bases 13 to 474 code for a protein of 153 amino acids. Lineage: Eukaryota; Metazoa; Arthropoda; Insecta; Lepidoptera; Tortricidae. The record is from RefSeq and is a predicted model, not a curated record. The transcript is spliced from 2 exons. Gene Ontology annotation, cellular component: precatalytic spliceosome. Gene Ontology annotation, biological process: RNA splicing.
ACUAUCAGAAAUAUGGGUCGGUCGCCAAGUCCAAGGCGGCGGGAAGAUCGGCUAGAUCGGCGGAGAAACAGAGAUCACGACCGGGACCGGGACCGCGAGAGGCGAAGACAGCGCACGCGAUCCAGGUCUCGCUCCUUAGACCGCAGACGACGCUCCCCGGACCGUAGAAGGUCGCCCUCGCCCACUAGAAGACGCCGAUCGCGUUCGAUCUCUCCAGGGCCCUCUUCGUCUUUUGUAGCUAAAAAGAAGACUUUUGCGGAGCGUCCGAUCGUCACCCCCGCCGAUUUGGAGGGAAAAUCUCCUGAGGAACAAGAAAUGUUGAAAGUUAUGGGCUUUUGCGGUUUCGACACGACAAAAGGUAAGAAAGUCGAAGAUAAUGUUGAAGGCGAGGUCCACGUCGUUUUAAAACGAAAGUACCGACAGUACAUGAAUAGGAAAGGAGGUUUCAAUCGACCGUUGGACUUCGUCGCGUAGCACCGACCCGUAUAUGGUUACGCACAAUCUAAUUUCUAUAGAAUUUUCAGUUUUCUCAAGUUUUUUGCGACAUUUUUAAUGUCGUUGUGAUAUUACUGUUGUAUGUGAACACACUAGUUACCUGGAUGCGCAGCUAUGAGCAUAUUCAAUGUCUUAACACAUUCAGUGCCGAAAACCCAACUAUCGGGUAUUUUAUGAUUCUGUUCCCAGGCCGGAUCACCCGAUAGUCAGGAUCGUGAUAAUAGUGGUACAACUGGUUUUUAUGAUGAAAUUGUUGUGGCCUAGCGCGGACGUCUUGUUUGGCUGGAUGGCAAUGAAUGUGUAUAUGCUACAGUGGUUAUUUUGUAAUGAUAAUAGGAUAUUAACUUUAAUAUAUGAAUGUGAUUAUAUUUCCCAUUUUUAUAAAGGUGCAUCCAUACACUGCAGUUAGAUUUUGCGGAGCAACUCGGUAAUAUAAGGUAACUCACCCAGUUGCACAAUGUUGCACCACAAAAGUUAACUGUGAAGUAGAUGCACCUUAAACCAUGGGCUUAGUUCAGCCUGAUUGGUUAUAAAAUGUGGUAUUUUAACUGUUGUAAUAAUAUACUUGAAAUUUUACUGACAAGACUUCCGUGAGACACAGACAUAUUAAAUAUAUUAAGAACAGGUCACUCACGUAGUUUAAGUCGAAAAAUGCUCGACAUGUUUCACAUACUGUUUGCGCCGGUCCAUCACCGUAAACGCAAGCUCCUGAUGACACUCCUCGGUGCGGAGUGAAACAUGUCGACCGUUUUUAGACUUAAAAUACGUGAGUGACCCGUUCUUAACAUAUUUUAUGUACUCGAAUAUUUUUCAUUUUGCACCUACCGUAUUUUUAUACGGACUUUAGAUAAUGGCAAACAUGCCAGAAGAAAAUUUCUUAGUUUCUGGAAAAUUUUACAAUUUUCAUAUUGAGUAUCUAUAUUGCAUUACUGACAUUACUGUGCAUAUGGUUUCGAUUUAUGGUUAUACUUUUUUUUUUAAAUUUUUUAGUACAUGAUAUCACCACAUUUCUGCCAAGUAGAGACAUUAAAACAAAAUAGCCGCCCUAAACAAGUGUGUUCACAUGUAAUAUGUGUUGAUUCCAUUUUUUACUUAGCAUAAGUGUUAUGACAAUGUUUACCAUGUUUUGCUGAGGGUAGGCCUGUGUCAAGACUUGAAUCUUAAACUACUGCGAAAAAAUUCACAAAUUAUUCUCUGUAUUUUUAUACAUCUUGGAGACCAUUGCCAAUUGUGUAGUUUUUCAUUUACAGUGAAAAUAAUCGUUUUUGCAUUCAUCUACAUUUGAUUGUCUUCCAUAUUUAUGUUAAUUUAAUGUUUAUCUUUUUAAAUUUAAUAGAUUUUUCAAUAACAUAUAAUGCAGGGGAAAUCUGGUACUAUAAUUGUUUAAAACACCAUUUUUUUUAAACUUAUUAUCUCAUAUUCACUAUGUAUUUCCUAAAACAAUAAGUUAGACACAGGUUUUACUCUCAUUUGUUUUGCCAAGUGCCUUAAAAGUUUAAAAUCAGUUAAAUGGAAAUAUAUGAAAAGGUGAAAUUAUAAUAUUUAAAAAAAAUUGCCUAAGAAGAAACUAUUAAGUCUAGUCACUAUAAUAAGGCCCGCUUCCGUGUCCCAGGGUUAGCUAACUAACUUGGAGUUAACCAUUUAAACAGGGAUUAACUGCACUGUAAUUAACGGUUAACUCUGAGUUAGUGACUAGGCUAACCCUGCAAUGCGCAAGUAGCCCUAAAAAGAUAGUUUACUGUAGGAACCAAAUUAUAUAAUAAAAAUAACAUUCAACAUGUAAACUGAUAAUCAAAAACAAAAUUAUUUCUUAACACUAUUGUUACUUUACAUGAUUACAACUUUUAAGGCUCCUGGCAAAACACUAAUCUUAAGCUAGUUAUAAGCCCGCUAAACAGUCCCAGUGCGCAGCCGCGGCCCGCACUGGUCCGGUCCACUGUGUACCCGGGGCUCACUGUGCACCGGGUACACACACCAAGAAGCGCUAGGAGUCGAAUCUGCCACUAAUAUUAAUCUGUGUACCUUCUGGUCAUAAGGGACCCGAGAAAGAUAGAGCAUAAUUCAGCAACUUCAUCUCAACAGUAAUUUCGUCAAUACUAUGCGACGUCCCACGGGUAAAGGUACCUUAUGGCGGUUGGCGCUUACGCUAUUAUAAACGUCGCUCCAAUAUUAUUGCGGCGCUAUGCGACGUAAGCGCCAGCCACCAUAAGGUACCUUUUGCCGUGGAACGUCACACUAUGAAAAAAUCUCAUAUCUGACAAUGUCACUCAAAGUUGAAAGGCAGUUUCUAUAUACGAAAUAUUAAAAUAACAAAUUGAUUUCCUAAUUAAACUGUUAAUUUUGUAUCACGGAUGUAGAAGCAUGCUCUAAGGCCUAUAAGCCCUUUUGGAAAUAUUUGCUCAUAUAUUUGUUGUGUAGCUUUUAUUUUUCUAUUAUAAAAAGGGAUUACACAAUGUAUAUGGUCAAAUAUUCCUAAAUGAUUCUUUGGCCUUAUUCUUCACUGACUUUGACAGAACAAUUUAUGGAAGUGUCAUUGUUUUAUACAAAUUGUUCAUAAUGACAUUCCACACUUUGUAUUAGUUGCCACACAGAGUUGGCUUAGACCGACUAGUUGCAAUUUUUCCACAUUUCCAUCGGAAGGUACAAGAUUCCUUAUAAGACUGAAAGCUGCCUGCCAUGUUCCGUUUCCCGCGCCCCGCGCUACACACAUAUAGCCUUAGAUACAGAGUUAUUUACACACACACUCACAUUCCCCCUAUCCUCCACAUGUACAAUAGUUAAGUCUGUGUUGCCAGAGUCAAAUAUCAUCAAGCCAUUGCCAGAAUGCCGAAAUACUUUUUUUUAGUAUAGGCAUUUUGUGCAGUGCUUUAUUGAGAUUUAAAUUUGUAUUUAGUAAUUUAAAUUUAUUAUAUACAGCUUGGGAAAAAAGAGUGGUAAUAAAAAAGUGGCAACACUAGUGUUGUCCCUUUCAAACCAAUUUAUAUAAGAAAACGGGACAUUACAGUGUUGCCACUUUUUGCCAAGCUGUACCUCUUAAAAUGUUGUAGAUUUUUUUUGUCUGUUAAGGUGCAGAUAAUUUGUGGAGCAACACGGUAAUAUUAAGUAACUUACCUAAUGUUACUGUGUUGCUACAAUGUUACUCCACAAAAAUGUGGUUUGGAUACACCUUAAAAAAAAUGUGUUUAGAAAAUAGCCAUCCAACGCCUAUAGUCAGACCGUAAAAAGUCUGCAGUGAUUUUUAUAGCCCACGCAGUGCAAGUGUCAUUUUAAACGUCAAACUUCUAUGAAAUUAUGACGUAUACAUAACACACUUGGUGGGCUAUCAAAUCCGCUGCAAUCUUUGUUUGGUGCGACUAUAGUUGGCAGGGAUUUUGAUAGCACAGACUGUGCACGUUUUAUGUAAACGUCAUAUUUCAUAGAAGUCUGACGCUUAAAAUAACACUUGCACAGUCUGGGCUAUAACUUGAUCGUGUUGUCAACAUCACAAAAAAAUCUCACUAAAGCAAAAUAUGGUUUGACGAUAUUAUACUCUGUGAACACAGAUGCCAUAGCCAAUAAUAUACAAUUGUUGAUAUUUUUUACUGAUAUAUUGCACCCGCGGCGCGCGGGGGGCACGGCCAGCAUCAUGUAUACUAUAUAAUGAUAUAUGACAUGUGAUAUAUGAUAUGAUUAUGUAGAACGUUGGUGUCGGAUCCGACUCUGAAACGCUUGUCACGCCAUCUACACUUUUGAAUGAAUCGAAAAUGCUAAAAAACUCUGAUAAUGACAAAACUAGUCAUUAUUUUCACUGAAAUAUACCUACGGAAUUAUGUAAGUCCUUGAUAAAGAAAGGUCAAAGUUAAACUUUUUUUUUUACAAUUUGUAAAAAUAUCUUAAAGCAAUGCAUUUGCAAAUUCAAUUACAUUGUAUUGCCCAUUGUAAAGUUAGACCAAGAAAGGUCUGCAGCGAUUUUGAUGCACGCAGUGCAAGUGUUAUGUAUACGUCAUAAUUUCAUAGAGGUUUGACGUUUAAAAUAACACGCACUGCGUGGGCUGUUUAAAUCGCUGCAGACUUUUCUUGGUCUAACUCAAUGCAUUCUACCUUACCUUUUAGCAACAAUGAAAAAAAAAACGCACCUUUUUCAAGACUGUAUCUGAAAAAUAUUGUUUUCUCAAAAUAAUAUGUACAAUCAACAGCACAAUUUUAUCCUCGUGAGUCUAAAUGUACAGUCGCCAUCAGAUAUAUCGGAGCGGCCAAGGUGUUCACAAUAUCUGAGCACGCGCUCUAACUCCCUGACAAUAGAGGCGUGUUCAGAUAUUUGUGAGCGCCUUGGCCGCUCCGAUAUAUCUGAUGGCGACUGUACAUAUUCGUUGCAAUUUGAUUUAAACCUUUCAUGUAUUUCUUUUGUUUCAUUGCGUUUUAAAAUGAAUGAAAUUCGUUCCAAUCUAUUUUGAGAAGAUAAAAGUUGUAAUGGAGUAUCUGUAUCCCUCGUGUAAAUUUCAUUCGAUAGACAUCGGUUACACGCUAAUUCGGCGUCAGUUCAGUCCAUCAUUCCAUUGUUGUAUGGACGGUGACGUCGGUGACUGACGCGAGAAUGACACAAAGGUUACACGAUCAGUCUACUAUCAGUUUUCUGUAAUUCAAAACGGACUGACGAAUAUUAUCAAAAACUUUAAAUUUUCAUCAGUACAGUCCAUCAGUCCGCGUGCUAUACGAUAAUUCUCCCGUCAUUCUGACCAGACUGACUGACGCCAGAAUUAGCGUGUAACCCAUGUCAUAGGGUGACGUGACGUACGCGUUUGCGUUUAUUGUCAUUUUGUAUGGGAUUUGGAGUUUCCAAUACGUCACGCUUGGCGCGCUGUUCGGAAUCCAGUACAAAAAUAGAUAUAUAACGCGAACGCAGGUCACGCUAUCAAAUGAAAUCUACACUAGGGGUUCUGAAAGGAAAAUGGGUCAAUGAUGAAAUAUAUUAUUUUUGACAUCUUAGUUUUCUAUAUUAACGUUGUUUUUCAAUGCUUACCAAAUAACAACAUUACAACUACUAUCUAAGAUCAAAUUGUCAAGAAUAUAUGUGAUGUAUAAUGAGAUGUAUCCUUGACUCUAAUACAAAAAUAAAACUAUUAAGUUUAUGUUUUGAAGAUUCUGAAGUUCUAGUCUUUUAUUGUAACCAUUCAGAACAUGCAAAUUAUAGAAUUUGAAGCAGACCAUCCUAAUAGCCGAACACACGCUACCGCACAGCACCGCGAACUUGGUGCGGUGCGGUAGUGUGUUACGGCUUUAAUAAUAUGGGGUCUGACGGACCCAUAUAGAAUUAAAAACACGUUUUACUAAUAUACUGCACAGUUUUGUAAAGUUUUCAUUAAUUUCAUUCUGAUUAGUAUUUCUUUUCUAUUUGAAAUAUUUAGUUACCGUUAAACGUCUUCAAAUGUUUUUUUGUAAUUAUAUGUACUUGCGCCAUAAAGGCAGUAAUAUUCUAUUUCAAAAUUUAACUGAAAAUAAAACUUCCUACAUUAAAUUCUUUAUAGUUUUUUUUUACUAUGGGUGAAGUUAAUACAAUCUAUAACAAUUUAUUUAAAAAAGUAACAUAUCAUGUUAUAUGUGAAGAUUCAUUCCCACUUGUAUAUACCAUGAUUUAUUUAUACUUAUGUAUCAUUAGUAAAAAUAAGUGAUUCUGUUUGGUUUAAAAAUGUAUAAAAUAUUAGUCUGUAAAUUGUGUGCCCUUGGCAUUUUUGGAUUUAAGUAUAGGUUAGAUAAAACAUUAAAAAAACCUAAUUUAGUAUUUAUUUAGUUGUAAAAUAUGCGAUGGACAUUUUGAAAACGCUCAAACAUCAUAGUCAAAAGGUCUUUCGGUAAUAUAGUGGGGUUUUCUCAAAAUGUAGCAUUUGCCAUAUUACAUGACAUAAUCAUUGAAACUGAAUUUUGCCAAAUUAUACACAUCUAACAAAUAUUUUGUGAUUCUAAACUAAAUGAUAAUGUUAUGUAAUAAUAAUGUUUUUGUUUUUAUGAGUGAUUUAAAGUCAAAAUAUAUUUUAUGUAAUGCAAGGGCAAGUUUAAACUGUAUUAAAUCAUUUUGGAUAAA